Molecule: messenger RNA, 1200 nt
Organism: Trichomonas vaginalis G3
Lineage: Eukaryota; Parabasalia; Trichomonadida; Trichomonadidae
Exons: 1
Coding region: 1-1200 (399 amino acids)
Source: RefSeq, a predicted model, not a curated record
AUGAGUGAAGGAGAAUUCAAACUUUAUUCGCCUAUAGGAGAUUCGGAUUUCUCUCCACGUGUGAAUAUUGAUGAUUCUUUUGACAUUGUUUAUCAAAGCCCUCGCUCAAAUACGAAUGCAGAGAUUUAUUUCGGUUCAAAACGUAAUAGACAAGUGCAUCCCGUCCAAACUCCUCAACCAUCACCAACAACAGGAAACUUUAGCCCUAAAUCUCCACGAAGAACCAAAAGAUUAAGUAAUACUUUGCCAGAUAUAAGUGAAAGACAAGAAGAUCCAGAAAUUGACUUCUUUAUUCACGAUAACUCCGAUUUAGCAUCAACUGUUGCAACUCAAAUACUUCUUGGAACACCUGUUUCUACUCGAAAUCCCGAAAUUUUACAAUUAAGUCUUGCAUCUUUGGAACAAAAACGAAAUGCAUUUUACAAAAAUAAAGAAUUUCAUCAAGCAGAACUAGUCGAACAAGCAAUUUCUCGAGCCAAAGACUUACUCUUAGAAUCAAUGAAAGAUCUGAUUCAAAAUCACGAAAUGAGUUGUGUAGAAUUGAGAGCUCAGCAUAUUGCGACAGAUACUACUAUUUUUGAUCAUUCUAAAGAAUAUGAAAAAGAUAAACUAGAAGAUAGAGUAGAAAAAGCAAUAGAGAACAUGAAAAAGCGUCAUGAACAAGAAUUAAAGCAACAUACUGAAAUGUGGAACUCUGAUGUAAAAUUACGCGAAUUUAAUAAAAUUUCUCCAAAAUUAAGAGGAAUGCGUGAUCAGCAAAUAAGAUAUAUUCGUGCAAAGAAAUUUGAUGAUGCUGACCAGAUGGGAAAAGAAGCAGAUAAACUUUAUCAACGAGAAUUAUCACAAUCGAAAUCUCGUCAUUACAAAGCAUAUAUGGAAUCAAGAGAAAGACUUCUACAACGACAAAAACAAGAAAUUGAAACAUUAAUUAGUGCUACAAAAGACAGAAGAUACGUUUUCCAAAAAACAGUCGAAAAGAACCGUGAUUUGUUCCAUAAUCGCGAGAAAGUACUUCAAAUAUAUAGAAGCCUUGCUUCAGAUCGAGAAAAGCUCUGGAAUCAAAGAAAAUCAUAUCAAUUGGAUUUCUUAAAGGCAACACAAGCAGGAGCAAGAGCUCAUAUAGAUGGAAAUGUUAACAAUCCUAUGAAGCUUUCUUUGCCUGCUCUUCCAGAAGCAGCAAAAAGAAGUCCGAGAAGAUAA